Molecule: messenger RNA, 613 nt
Organism: Bufo gargarizans (Asiatic toad)
Lineage: Eukaryota; Metazoa; Chordata; Amphibia; Anura; Bufonidae
Gene: CXCL12
Product: C-X-C motif chemokine ligand 12
Exons: 3
Coding region: 59-328 (89 amino acids)
Biological process (GO): axon guidance; induction of positive chemotaxis; defense response
Cellular component (GO): external side of plasma membrane; extracellular region
Molecular function (GO): chemokine activity; CXCR chemokine receptor binding
Source: RefSeq, a predicted model, not a curated record
UCUCAGAUUUAAUCUUGUACAGCAAACAUCUCCUUACUACAAAAGCAGCAACAAGAGCAUGGAUAUGAGGAACCUCGCUUUCCUUACCCUACUGCUUGCGGUUUUCUGUUUCUCUGAAGAGAAACCAGUCAGCUUGACUUACCGAUGUCCCUGUAGAUAUUUUGAAAGUAACGUGGCCAAGAGCAACAUCAAACACCUGAAGAUUCUGUCCACCACCAACUGCUCUCUGCAGAUUGUGGCUCGUCUUAAGCAUAAUGGAAAACAGAUUUGCUUGGACCCUAAGAUUAAGUGGAUCCAAGAGUACCUGGAUAAAGCUUUGAACAAGUAAACAGAUGACGCAGAUGUUCAGCUCCUACUACUGGCAUGAAUGUGUUAUGACAAAAUCUUCAUGGGUACUCACACUCCUGUAACCUGGAAUCUUGUACAGUAUCUGGUGCUGAGCCUUGUUAGAGAUUCCAUGCGGGCCCAAGACCAAAUGGGUUUACUCUCCAUUGCUGGGACAUCCUAGUGAGCAGUAUGUUACACAGUCAUUGUUCUUUGGAGCAUUUACAGCAAAAAUAUUUAAAGGGAACCUGUCACCUCCCAAAACCAUCCCAAGCUGCCAGCAGUACCU